GACCAACACCUGUAUUUGGGCAUAAGCUUUCCUGGGCUAAAACCCACUUCAUCAGACUCAAGCCUGGGUGAUAGAGGGGACAGUGGGGAGGUUAAAAACGAAAGGCGCUGUGUUCUCCCCGGCUCUAAAUACCUUACAUGUAGAAAAAAGAUGCUUCAAAGGAUCGGAAACAAUACGCUUUCCCCCUAAAAACGUGAGCAGAAAGGAGAUGGCAGAUAAGCUGACAGCCUGCUGCUGAAUUAAGCACGCAGAAACUCAACUACUGUGAAACCCUGUUGGUCUAUAAUGUGGGUAAUAGGUUUUAUCCCACCCCACUCCUUGUGUGAAGUGCUUGGAGAUCCACAGACGAGGUACCUGUAUAUAGUCUUCCACAGAACUGGACUGGACCAAAUAUCUGGAUUUGAAUGAAAGCAAAAAACUUCAGCAACUACCCUAGCUAAGGAGGCAAAACUUGUUUCUGCCCAAUGGUUUCUUUUGAAAAGUCAGCUAUGCUGAUUCAGUGGCUCUUGAUUACUAUGGUGAUGAGCAGGGUAUAGAAUAGAAAAUACAAGGGAAUAGAGUAUAAACAUUGGAAGGUGGGUUGCGGGAGAAGACUUCCCAGGCAGUAGUCAAACUCAGAAACUUGAUUUGCAACAAACUGUACUGCAAGGAGCAAUCAGUUAAUACGAAACGGGAUAUCAUAUUUUGUACUGAGCUCAUCUCUCUCAAUCUAUGCUUUGUACUAUUUUACAAUAAAAUAUCUUUUAUUAAAAGUGACUCAUCUUACCCAGCCUGCCAUGAUUCUCCAAAACCCUAGUGUCACCCAGUUUGUAUGAAAGAGCUAAUACAAAAUAAGGUCCUAUCCUGCAAACACCCAUGUGUUUGUAACUAUGCAUGGGAGUAGUCCCAGUCUGUUCAAUGAGUCUACUUACAUUCAAAGAGUUAUGGGCUUGCAGGAAUGGGUCCUGAAAUGUUAUUGCUUUGUAUUGUAUUAUUAGCUGUAUGACUCAUAAAAAUUCAUCACUCAUCUGUUUUGGGAAGAUUUUUUAAGGUGGCAUUUUUUUCUCUACCAUCAAGAAUAUGAUACAGUAGAUGGUCAGAGUACUUCACCUGUUCUCUAAUGGGAUAUUAAGCCCUGCACAGCUUCAGUCUAUUGUAGAUUUUUAUACAGUGUUUUAUACAAAAUUCUGCAAGAUACACAUGGCCAAACAUACCAAUACAUUUAUUCUAUUACCAGAAAACUGAUUUUUGUUUUCAAAAUUCUUGCAGCUCUAGGAGCUUUUCAUUAGCACCCCAGAUAGGGAUUUUCUCUGCCUCGUUUUUCUAAUCUGUUGGUUGAAACAGGUGUCUAAUAUGCCCGUAACAAAACCUAAUAAGAAUUUUUCUAAAUUGGUUAGGUGUAGCCAGGAUUUGCCAGGUAAACAAUGUACAGAGAAAAUAAAAAAACAAAACAAAAAAACUAGACAGUGCAGUACGCCCACAUUGCCUCUAGGGGACAGCAGCAGUGGCUGCUUGCUCCCCAUCUCCUCCCCAGCAUAAAGACAAAUUCGAGCCCACUUGGAAGAUGAAGUCUGGCUAUCGGAGCUGAACAGACAGCAGCAGCUUUCUCUUGACACACUGACUACAAAUGGCCCUGGCAUUUUUCACCUCGAGCAUCCUCCAAGUGACUUGCAUGGUGCUGUUCCUUUUCCAUUUCAAGUCAGCAGCAGUGCAGUAUGUUCUGAAAAUCAACAACAAUGGUCCCAUCACAACGGGAGCUCAAGCUACAAUUCAGGCCAGCUUGAGUAUGAAGACUGAUGAUGUUGCAUUCAUUAGUGACCUAAAGUCCUAUCAUUUUAACUGGAUUUUCACCCCUCUGACUUUGAUUGAGAAAUCAGAGCAGCGAUUUAACUCUACGAUUACAGUGACUGGUGAAUUUUCUGGAGACUUUCCCAUUUCUGUCUGGGCAACUGAGACACACUGUUGGUUAUGUCAGCCCAUCGCCGAAAGUGUCACAAUGCUUCACAUUACAGAGUUUAUAGUAGGGAAUCUUACCAUUGCACAAAUAGAAGACAACAGAACAUUUGUCGAACAAGGUUCGAGUUCUGCCACAGACACUCUGACCCUGAUUUCUUUCUUUCUGCAUGAUCCGAGUAAUUAUUUCAAGUCAGCAUCAUUCAUCUACAACUGGGAUUUCGGAGAUGGAACUCAGCUGGUAACUGAAGAACCCUUUGUCUACUAUAAUUAUUCUACAGCAGGGAAUUGCAAGGUACAUCUCAAAGUUGUAGCUGAAUGGGAGCAAAUUGAGAGUGCCACACAUGAAAGAAAGAUUGUGCAGAAAAUGGGAGAUUUCACCACCGAGUUGGAGUUGCUGGAUGGUGUUAAAAGUAUAAAUGUCAUAGGCUCCAGAGAGACUCGUGUAAUGGAAAACUUAAGUUUAUCUCUACAUAUCAAUGGCAGCCCUCCACUCACCUUAUGUUGGCUCAUAAAGGCUGAAUGUAUUCCACUUGAAGGGGAAAAGUGCCAUCUAGUGGUGAUUAAUGGCUCCUCCUACAAUUUGAGCCAUAUCUUUCGUAAUGCAGGACAAUACUGUCUCAGCGUGAGAGUGGAGAAUGAUGUGAACAUGUUGCAGACGUACCAUGCGAUUAAAGUGUGGCCAACAGGUAUUCACCCAGCUUUCUUCGCCCUGCCAUGUAUUGCUCUGAUUUCAGUGAUGCUGGGAUUUGUUAUAUACACGACCUUCCGAAGCAGCUCACAACAGAAGGAUCUUGUGGAGGUAGCUGACUUUGAUUUUUCUCCUCUGUCUGACAAAAAUCCCUCUCCUGAUUCUGAGUCAAGCUGCGGUCGAAUAUGCUGCAGAUCCUGUUUCCUUCAGCCACCUCAAGAAUAUUGGGAGACCGUCAGGGAGAGCCACAGACUCCUCCAUCCUUUGUACAAGCCAGUCAAAACUUACACAGUGUGAAGAUCACAGCUUCAUUUGGUUACAUUAACUGCUGACCUUAACUUUUCUCUUAUGAUGAGUUAAAAGCCAAGUGCUGCAUGGAUGGUUUAUUUUUGCUGGUACAUAGAGAGAUUAACUACUUAUUUGGCCCAAUGCUAAAGAGUACUUCAUAGUGUAAUUUAAAAGGAAAGAGCCUGAUCCACAAUAAAAGUGGCUUCGCAUAUUUGAAUUACACGAGUGUAUAUCUUACAGUAGAGAGCAUUGCCAAAUCAUUUAAAUGCAGUAUGUUAUUCCUAUGAGGGAUUAUUUUAUGUGCAGAUGUUUGCCAAAUCCACUCUCCUUUGUAAUUUGUCUGGCUUUCCCACAUCACUCCCAUCUCAAUGCUGUUUGUUUCAAAGAUGGAAAUGCUCAAGACAAAAAAGUGCUUUUCUCUUUUUUCACAGCUGUACAGCAUUCAGUUUACCAGGAGACUGAACCAGGUGAAAUGCUGUUACUCUAAUGCACAUUAGUACUUAAAAGAAAACCUAUUUGUUCAACAGAUUGGAAACAUUCUUACUCCAAUACCCUGCUCAGUGAACCAGACUCCAUAAUUAUUACGUUGCUACAUUAAAAGGACCUCAAUUUUAGCAAACAGUAUUCACCAGGAACAUAAUAGCUGAUGUUGCACUGGUGGAAACCUGCAGAUACUAACAACAGAUACAAGGUACUGUGUGAGGACAUUACAUGACUUAAAAGGUGCUAUGUUCCCGACACAUUGUUGAUGGCGCAGUACAGUACUAACGUCAUCUAGUCCAGGAGAGUGCCAUCUUUCAGAUGAGGCAUUAAAAUAAGGUCCUUUUUGCCCAUUUUUAAUCUCUUCCUAGAUAGUCAGCGAAGUUUCCACUGGCAUUCUUCAGAGACAAAGUAAAGAAUAGGCUAAAACCAGUGCUGGCUGUCAGUGCCCCUCAGAGCAGGUUCUGCCAUUCAAAGCUGUGCAGACUCACUGCUUAGUGCAUACUCGCUGCUGUCUUUGUCGCCUUCCAAUUCACUGCACUACGAGCAUUUAACUUACUACUGUACUAGAGCCCUUAAGUACUUUGAAAGAUUUACAUAAAAUCAAAUUCUGUUCCAUUUCUUUCCCUCUGUUCUCCAUCUUCUCACCUGCUGCUUUGCUCACUGUUUUUAUAAGCACUUUGUUAUACCUGGAGUAUGGGAAAUAUUGUGUAAUGGCUAAGGGGGAGGGGAUCCAGAAUUAGGAUUCCUGGGUUCUCUUCUUGUUUCUGACACCAAUUUGCAGCGUUUCCUUAGGCAAGUCAGUUCACCUCUGAUCUUCAGUGCCUCCGCCGGUACAUGGGCUCAUAUCUAACUCAGAGCAGGUGGGCUGUGAUGCUAACUGAAUUAAUAUUUAUAAAGGGAGUUGGGAUCCUCUAAGGUGAGGACAAGGAUCCUUAAAAGUGAUCUAGUCAAUGCAAGUUCUCUUAGCAGGUACUUUCACCCCCACCACCCCCAGUUUUUUUUUGUUUGUGUGUGUGUGUGUGUGUGUGUGUUUUUUUAAGAGAGGCUUUGAUGGUGUAUUUACAAGUGAAUUGUGGAACCUUUGAAUUACAAAAGGUGUCCUUUGUGUUCCUGUUAGGUGUGCUAAUGCCAAAAUCUUAUCUUCAGUCAGUCUUAACAAGGUGGCUCUACUUAUUUUGUUCUAAUUAUAAGCAAGAAUAAUACUGCUUAUUCCUGAGAUAAUAUCAAUUUGAAAAAUUGCCAGAAGGUACAGGACUAGUUCCUGGCUGUUAACAUACCCCACAAAAGGUUGCACAGUUCCUUGGAAAGGAGGCAUUUGGUUUGCAUGACUGAGCUGCCCCAUGGUGGCCUCAGAGAACAGUGCUAUGUGAGGAGGGAAGUUCAGAUCAUGAAGAUAGCUGAUGACGUUUGAUAUUCAUUUAUUUCAUACAUAAUACAUUAUGGGGCAUGCUAACCCAGGCACGGUGAGUGGGGGAGAGUGGAUACAGAGAGCCUCUCUCUUCCCCCAUACCCCAUCACACUUCCACUGGAGUUGGCCAGAAUUUGCCUGCAGGUAAUAGGGGAGGAAGGAUUGGCAGCACUAGAUGCCCUAGAGAAAGGGACAUGGGGUGAAGGUACAGGCAGGACUUUGCUGGGGUAGAACUACGUACACCUGUGAUAUACUCCAUCCACCCCCAAACAACUCUGGGGAUAUAUGCCUGCUAGCACCACUGCUUCAGCUGUGCACCUCCUCACUGUCCCCAGUACACCACAGCCUCUACAGUGGUAUGACUGAGCUCCACGAAAGUGAUCAGACCAAGCACUGGUUGGGGUGUGGAAUCCAUCAUGUAAAGAAAAGUGGGAACUGGGCUACUCUGAGUUGAAAAGGAAUAAGUAAAUGGAUAGGGUGAAGGACUGGCCUAUGCAUGAAAUAGAUCAAUUACUGAGAGAAAUAAAAGAUGGUAUCAAGAAAAAAGAAUUGCAAAAAAGAAGGCAAACCCCAGGAAAUAAUCUGUUCUCAUUUUCUUUAGAACAAUGCAAGAAGGGUGACAAAGAAGCCAAAUAAUUUCAAAGCUUAAACACAAAGGGUAGGAAAGUGAAAGUCAAUGCUGAAAAAUAUUGGGAAAUGCUAAUCGCUUACGACAAAUUGAAGAGAAUGGAAGGUUUGGGAGUAACAGAGAUAGCUCUUGCAGGAAGUUUGGGUAGAGAACUAUCAUUAUUACUUGAAAGUACAGAUAAUUAAGGGAGUAAAUUGGUGGCAGGAAAUCCGAAUAUACUGGCUGUGCUUUUGUAGCACCAGGAUGAUUGUUUGCAGAAAUCGAAAAGGGCUUGUCAAAAGGCAAAUCAGUAAUAGAAGAUUUGAAUAACCCUAACAAACUGGGCUAUAAGUACAAGGAAUACACCCAUUAAUACAUUUUUGGACAUGGUACGAGACCACUUCCUGCACAAAAAAGCUAAUUUAUGGGUUCAGUAAAUGCCCUGGAAAUUGAAGACAAAGGGUAAUUGAGCAGUUCAGGACAGAGUGAGGCGAGUAGUGCAACGUAGCAAGAAUCAGCAGGACUCAUUUUGUUAACCUUUUAAAUCAGUGACCUGGGGAAAAAAAGUGUUCAGCAAAAUGAUGAAAUUCACUGAUCCAAAACCGAGAGCAGAGCGUGGAAAGCAGGAGAGCGGUUAAGGUCAGAUGAUAAGCAAGAGUAUACACAGAUAAGAAGUUUAUGCAACUGAGGGAACUUGUUUUUUUAAUAAAACAAGAAUAAGAGAAGAAACACAUUGAAAGGACAUUAUAUCAAAUUGCAUGGCACAGCAUCCUGGAUAUCAAGCAAACAGCAUCACAAACUGGAACACAGCUAAUACACUGAAUAAACCCAGGUGUAAAAAUGUAACUGCUUCCGUUAUACAUUAAGAUUUUCUUCUUUUAUUUCCUGAGCGUGUAACUUCCUCUAGUCUACUGCAUGAGUUCUCAACCUAGGGGCCCUGGUCAGGUCCAGGUGGGUGACAACCACUUCCCUUCCUUUUUGGUUAAAGGGGAGGGGGUCUCAACGUGUUUUUUUCUGUUGUAACAUGAGCUCACACUAUCGAAGAGUUGGAGAACCACUGAUCUAGUGGAUUGUCAUGUUGGUCUGUAGCUCACGAGAGCUCAUGCUCAAAUAAAGUGGUUAG
Messenger RNA from Chelonia mydas (Green sea turtle), 6532 nucleotides. RefSeq names its product transmembrane protein 130 (gene TMEM130). Lineage: Eukaryota; Metazoa; Chordata; Testudines; Cheloniidae. The record is from RefSeq and is a predicted model, not a curated record. The transcript is spliced from 8 exons. The coding region runs from base 1607 to 2920 and encodes 437 amino acids.